CUAAUGACAAGUAGUUAAUAUAGCAUAGGGUUCUGAUGUUAAAGAAAGUAAAUUCAUGCAUUGUCUCUUGCAAUACAUGCGCGUUUUAUUUAGUUGAAGUUUAAUUGUCUUUACGAUAUUGAAACAGUCCAUAUCCGUUUAGCAUCUAUCAUUUGUGUUGUGCUGUUAAAAUAUGAGAAGCAAUAUUUGGAAAAAGUGUGCGAUAUAAAUAUCUAUUUUUAAGUUAUAUUUGCAUAUAUUUUUAUCAUGGUUAAAGGUUACUUGAUUCUCAACACACGCUAAUAUUAUCUAUGUGUUAGAUGAAUAAAAUCUUUCAUAUUUACUGCUUAAAGUGAAAUGCGAGCGCCGCUCAUAAAAUAUUUUAUCAUCGUAUAAUAUAUCAUAUAAAAAAUUAUAUCCUAUUCUAUAUAUAUAUUGAGUUUUUCCUGAAAAAACCCGCAAAAAUUAAUUAAUAUUUUUAAGAAAAUAAAAAGAAGAGACCAUAUGCUAUAAAUGAUUAUUCUAGUUAUUUUAUAUAUGUAAAAGUGUUAUAUUUUUGUGCAAUAUCCCGAUAAGCUAUUUCUACUUAAAAAUAUGCAACUAUUUUCUCUAAAUUUUUCAAUGUAUACCGUCGGCGGUGUAUGGCGACCUAUCGAGUGGUCAUCGAACGUCGCUAAGUUGUUGUACAGCAUCUUUACCUCUACUGUACUAGGCUUGUUAUAUUUUAUGAUGAUAACUCAAUUCAUGGAUAUUCUUCUUGUUGUUAACAAUAUCGAUGAUUUUGCCACUAAUACUCUAAUGUUCCUGACUAUUGUUGCUGUUUCGUGUAAAGCGACUAUCGUUGUAAUACGUCGAAAUGCAAUUAUCAACUUGGUACAAACAUUGUUGAAGCCACCGUGUAAACCUCGAGACGCAGACGAAAUGGCAAUACAAAAAAAAUUUGAUAAGUUUAUCAGGUCAUGUUCAAUUAAGUAUUCGCUUUUGGCGACGUGUUCCGUUACGGGCGUCACAAUAAGAUCAGUGCUAAACGUCACACAGGGUUAUUUACCUUAUAGAGUAUGGGUGCCGUACGAUAUUGAUACAUCUCCGAUGUUCUUAAUUACAUCCAUUCAGCAAAUCAUGGCUGUGAUUUUCUGCACUAUCAUUAAUGUUGGCACGGAAACCCUAGUCUUUGGACUGUUUUUGCAAACGUGCGCUCAGUUUGAAAUUUUCGAGAAUCGUCUUGACAAAUUAAUAUCUAACAAAAUAGCUAAAUAUCUGAAACCUGUUUCAUCAAAUAAAGGAAGGGCAAUUAUUUCGGAAUACAUAAAUUAUCACCUCAGUAUUUACAAAUACGCAAAAACGGUAAACGUUAUAUUCAAUCAAGUACUUUUUGUCCAAUUCUUUGGCAGCAUACUGGUAUUAUGCACAAGUGUAUAUUAUCUGUCAGCACAUAUGACGGAAUCCGAAAGUGCUACUUUGAUAGUUUACACUAUCUGUAUGUUCGUACAAAUCUAUGUUUAUUGCUGGUCUGGAAACGAAGUCAUACUUAAGAGUGUUAGCGUCGGAGAUGCGAUAUAUAAAAUGGAUUGGGCCUUGUUAUCAGUAAGCGAAAGAAAGGAGCUGUUGAUGAUCAUGAUGCGUAGCACACUUCCUAUAAAGUUUACCAGUAGUUUCUUGAUAACUUUAUCUCUCCAAUCUUAUAGCGGUAUUUUGAAAAUAUCAUACUCGGCAUUUAAUGUAUUACAAAAAUGAGAUAUAAUUAAUCGAGAGUGUACAAACAUGAAAAUAUUAUUGUAGUUUUUGAUAAAUUAGCAGACUGUAAAUCUGUAAAAUUUCUAUCUGCAUAAUUAUCUCAACCCAAAUCCCUAUUUGAAUUAUAAAAAUAUUAGUGUCGUUAUUAUUUAUAAUUACUAUAUUCGUUUGUUUUUUUUCACUAAUAGAUUGCCAAUAUUAAUUAUCAUAAAUAAAGCUAUCUAUCAAACAAUCAUAAAAUCUAUUUGGUGAUAUUA
Formica exsecta is the source of this 1970-nucleotide messenger RNA. RefSeq names its product odorant receptor 46a-like. Bases 574 to 1713 code for a protein of 379 amino acids. The transcript is spliced from 5 exons. Gene Ontology annotation, cellular component: plasma membrane. Lineage: Eukaryota; Metazoa; Arthropoda; Insecta; Hymenoptera; Formicidae. Gene Ontology annotation, molecular function: olfactory receptor activity; odorant binding. Gene Ontology annotation, biological process: sensory perception of smell; detection of chemical stimulus involved in sensory perception of smell. The record is from RefSeq and is a predicted model, not a curated record.